Messenger RNA from Onychostruthus taczanowskii (white-rumped snowfinch), 1073 nucleotides. Its product is annotated as BCL2/adenovirus E1B 19 kDa protein-interacting protein 3-like. The record is from RefSeq and is a predicted model, not a curated record. Gene Ontology annotation, biological process: mitochondrial outer membrane permeabilization; positive regulation of apoptotic process. Lineage: Eukaryota; Metazoa; Chordata; Aves; Passeriformes; Passeridae. Gene Ontology annotation, cellular component: mitochondrial envelope; mitochondrial outer membrane; nucleus. The coding region runs from base 212 to 853 and encodes 213 amino acids. The transcript is spliced from 6 exons.
GGGGCGGGGACAGGGGGCGGAGCCGAGCCGGCUCCGUGCCGCUCUGCACGCGCCGCAGCCGACGCCUGCUCGCGCGCCGCACGUAGGCGCCGCUUAAAGAGGCAACGCGGCGGGGCAGCCGCGGCCGGGCGAGCUGCGGCUCGCGGGCCCCAGCGGGCGGAGCCAGCGCCCCUUUAAGAGACCGGCUCCCGGUGCCGGUGGUUUUAUUUACAUGGGGGCUCGCGGGCGUCACGUGACUGUCAGCGGCGGGGGCUGCGCGCGGAGCAGCCGCGGGGCCAUGGCGGGAGCCGGCGACGACGGCUCCUGGGUGGAGCUGCGCUGUGGCCCAGGCUGCCCGGAGCCCGAGCCGGCGCCUUCGCCGUUCUCCUGCCACGCCGACGUGGAGCGGAUGCUGCUGGAGGCCCAGCUGGAGACAGAGAGCAGUGACGGGGCCCUGCUCGUGCUGGGCUCCCCGGCCUGGGAUGACGACGGAGCCAGCCACGGCAGUGACCAGCCAGGGGAGAGCGAGGUGCUGCCUGCCCACAGCCAGCCCCAGCCGGGCUGCCCCCACCCCCGGCAGAGGGAUGUGCCACAGGAAGCCAAGUGGAGGCAGCGACGCCUGAGAGCGUCCCUGGGCUGGGCCUGUACCCGCUGCCCUCGGUACCUGUCCCCAGAGGAAUUUGCCUUUGUGUGCUCCCCCCAGCCAGUGCUGUGGAGCCUGCAGGGAGGUGCAGUGGGGAGGAAGAAGAGACUGUUCAGUUCAGAGCUGCUGCUGCUCUUCAUCCCCUCGCUCCUGCUCAGCCACCUCCUGACUCUGGGGCUGGGGAUCUACAUUGGGAAGCGCCUGGCAGCCUCCUCAGCCAGCCCUCUGUGAGGAGCUGGGCAGGCAGCACCUUCUGCUCCGCUGGGAAUGCAGGGAGAGCCCAGCCCCGUGUUUGUCUCUCAGCCCUGCCUCGGGAGCUGAUCCCACAUCCCCGUAGAACAGAACCCCCUGAUGGCAGCUCCCAGCUGCAGGCAGCCCCUGCCCUCCCCAGCCCCUGGUUACGGGUCCAGCUCCCCCUGUAACAGACUGUAAAUACAACUGAGCCCACCUG